Rosa chinensis is the source of this 1662-nucleotide messenger RNA. RefSeq names its product serine carboxypeptidase 1. The coding region runs from base 1 to 1662 and encodes 553 amino acids. Gene Ontology annotation, cellular component: vacuole. Lineage: Eukaryota; Viridiplantae; Streptophyta; Magnoliopsida; Rosales; Rosaceae. The record is from RefSeq and is a predicted model, not a curated record. Gene Ontology annotation, molecular function: serine-type carboxypeptidase activity. Gene Ontology annotation, biological process: proteolysis. The transcript is spliced from 8 exons.
AUGGGGCAGAGCUUGCAGCGGUGUCGGAUACACGGGGCAGUAGAGACUGCAGUGGCAGCGGGUAUGCAAGAUAGCAGCGAUGUGGGGCAGCAGCAAGGCAGUAGGCCGAUUGCCGAAGGCAGGCGCACGGGUUGCUGCGGGGCAGAUGGUGCGAGCGGAGGGCAAGCUGCAGGAGAGCCGACGCUAGCGUGGGCUAGUAGGUGCUACCAAUUGACCUUUCUUUUACCAUGCAACGCCAACCAAAUUGACAACCUCAACAGGUUGAUCAAAUCUCGCAGAUUUAGAACUAAUCAUCCUCCUCAUUCGCAAUCCUUCGUUGUUUCGGAUGUCGAGGAUCACGAAUUUUCUUCUCCAGUUUAUGUUGGACCCCAAGAUGGGUUGAAGGAAGCUGAUAAGAUUGAUGCUUUGCCAGGACAACCUAAUCUUAGUCCCGGAGAAAAAUUUAAUCAAUAUGCAGGCUAUGUUACAGUGGAUCCUAUAGUUGGGAGAGCACUGUUCUACUACUUUGUAGAGUCACCUCAAAAUUCUUCAACUAAACCUCUAGUGUUAUGGUUAAAUGGAGGACCAGGAUGUUCGUCUUUUGGGUAUGGAGCCAUGGAAGAAUUGGGACCUUUCAGAGUUAACAGUGAUGGAAAGACAUUAUUCCAGAACGAUCAUGCUUGGAACAAUGUGGCGAAUGUACUGUUCUUGGAGUCUCCGGCAGGAGUUGGGUUCUCUUAUUCAAACAACAAAUCGGACUACGAAAACGUUGGUGACAAGAGAACUGCGAAAGACUCGUACACAUUUCUUGUAAACUGGCUAGAGAGAUUUCCUCAAUACAAGAGUAGAGAUUUCUUCAUAAUUGGAGAGAGCUACGCUGGUCAUUACGCACCUCAACUUGCUCACACCAUUCUCUCAAAGAACAACGCCACAAAGCAAACAAAAAUCAGUCUCAAAGGCAUUGCGAUUGGGAAUCCUUGGAUCCAUGACAAGGACGGCACACUAGGUGGUUAUGAUUAUUUGUGGACACAUGAUUUGAACUCGGACGAAACUCAUGCCGGAAUACAAAAAUAUUGUGACUUUGCCUCGGGUAAUAUAUCGCAGACGUGUAUUAUCUAUAUGAACAAAUCAGCCGACGAGCUUGGAGACAUUGAUAUUUACGACAUCUACGCUCCACAGUGCAACAUAUCAUCUGGAUCCAAAUAUGUCUCAGAAGCUCCUGCUGUUAAUAGUUUUGAUCCAUGCUCUGAUAAAUAUGUGGAGGACUAUCUAAACCUCGCCGAGGUGAAAGCAGCUCUUCAUGUUAAACCCACAAACUGGACAGCUUGCAGUGGUGUAGGAUGGACAGACGGCCCAACAACCAUUCUACCCAGAAUAAAGCAGCUUAUAGCAAGUGGGAUGAGUUUUUGGAUAUACAGUGGAGACACCGAUGCAAAUGUGCCAGGCACGUCCUCUAGAUACUCCAUAAACAGGCUCAAGCUACCGAUUGAGAAGCCAUGGCGGCCAUGGAACUCUAAUGGAGAGGUUGGAGGAUAUGUGAUUGGCUACAGGGGGUUAACAUUUGCUACGGUAAGGGGAGCUGGCCAUAUGGUUCCCAGCUACCAACCACAGCGAGCACUCACCUUGAUCUCAUCAUUUCUUCAAGGGACGCUCCCUCCUGCCUUCCCAGCCAAAUCCCAAUAG